Messenger RNA from Stereum hirsutum FP-91666 SS1, 720 nucleotides. RefSeq lists its product as uncharacterized. The record is from RefSeq and is a predicted model, not a curated record. The coding region runs from base 1 to 720 and encodes 239 amino acids. The transcript has 2 exons. Lineage: Eukaryota; Fungi; Basidiomycota; Agaricomycetes; Russulales; Stereaceae.
AUGGUGUACCCCACCCCGUCGCCCGAAGUCUCUCGUCGGUCGUGCACGCCCCCGAAUCAGGCCGUCCGAACCUGGUCGCACAAGGGCCUCUCUUGCCGAGACUCAGACUGGAAACACCAUCAUAAAAAAUGGUGUAAAAUCUUUGCCAAUAUAUUCAAGGGCACUCACUCCCAAUCCACGAACACCACAUUGCUAUCUAUUCCAUCGUCAAUCGCAGCUCACCGUCGCCCUGACUUUGACCAGGACGUCUCAUCCUUCCUAGCCCUCGCAAAUCCCAUCCUAAUGCAAACUGCUAUCCAAGCACUUGACCUGCCCGUCAAACCUCUCAACCAUACUAUUUCUACUCUCCAUGUCGGCCUCAGUUACAACCAAGAUCAAGACGACCCUCUCCACAGAUUCACAUUCGUAUCUCUCGAGCUUGUGAACAUAUCCGACAUCAUGGUGAUGCCCAAAAGUUCGCUGAGCAGAGCCAUGCCCAUGCGAGCGGAGAUGGAUGAAGAUGCCAUUCGCAACGGGGAUCAUGGUGCCACCAUUAUAUCCCUCGACAUCUUCGACGCUGGACAACGUAUAGACGGUACUCCGUACAUGUCAUUCGAAGCCCCUCACUCUAUCGCACAAGUCUUUCGUAUACCUAGGAAGAGCGCCACAGUCUCAGGCAGCCGAAACUAUGCGCUCACUUUUGAAUCUUGGAUGGACGGGGUUUUGCAUUCCCAUGCCUGA